Molecule: messenger RNA, 9064 nt
Organism: Acipenser ruthenus (sterlet)
Lineage: Eukaryota; Metazoa; Chordata; Actinopteri; Acipenseriformes; Acipenseridae
Product: aggrecan core protein-like
Exons: 20
Coding region: 363-5522 (1719 amino acids)
Biological process (GO): cell adhesion
Molecular function (GO): calcium ion binding; hyaluronic acid binding
Source: RefSeq, a predicted model, not a curated record
UAAAAGCAGGACGACUCCUUUGACAGCUAAAGUUGUCCCCGGUGUGAAAAAGGAUUCUUUCUGCUCCCAACACACAUACGCGGCGCAACUCCUGCCUGUGUCCUGGCUGCUGAAUACGGGGCCCUUGAGGUGUCAGGGCAAGCAAGGAUCUUCUAACCCAGGGGAACAAAAUAUAAGACAUUACAGCAAAGACAUAGAAAAAUAAUCCUUAAAAAAAUUAAAAAGGGGAAAAAGAAGAAGAACUAACCCAAAGAAGAAAUUUAAGUUGCAAAAAAAAAAAAAAAAGGAGAGAGAAAUUUCCUCAGCAAGGUGUAUAUGGGACUUCAAUUACUGGGACUCUACUACAUUGUUUAAGGUGAACUAUGACCACUUUGCUCCUACUGUUCGCUUGUUUGCGAGUCAUCGCAGCGACAAUCUCCAUCGAGCUGUCAGACCCAGCUAGUGCACUGAGCGUGAGCAUCCCGGGGCAGUCUCCACUGCGCCCCCUGCUGGGCAGCUCGCUGGUCGUGCCCUGUUACUUCCUGGACAACACACCCCAUGACCCCAGCGACCCCAGCGCUGCCCCCCUCGCCCCCCGGAUCAAAUGGAGCCGGAUCUCCAAGGAAGGCGAGUCGGUCAUCCUGGUGGCCACAGAGGGGAAGGUGCGAGUCACCUCCGAGUACAUGGACAGGGUGACCAUGGUCAGCUACCCCCUGGUGCCCACCGACGCCACUCUGGAGAUCAGCGAGCUGCGUACCAGCGACUCGGGCAUCUACCGCUGCGAGGUGAUGCAUGGCAUCGAGGACAGCGAGGACACCGUCGACAUCCAGGUCAAAGGCAUUGUAUUCCACUACAGAGCUAUCUCAACUCGCUACACCCUGACCUUCGAGAAGGCCAAAAGUGCCUGCAUACAGAACAGCGCCACCAUCGCCACUCGUGAGCAACUGCAGGCAGCGUACGACGAUGGGUUCCAUCAGUGUGAUGCUGGUUGGCUCUCAGAUCAGACCGUCAGGUAUCCAAUUCACAGUCCACGAGAGGGUUGCUACGGUGACAAGGAUGAGUUCCCUGGUGUCCGAACGUAUGGAAUUCGGGAAAGUAAUGAGACGUAUGAUGUGUACUGCUUCGCAGAGGAGAUGUCAGGCAAGGUCUUCUACUCCACCUCCCCAGCUAAAUUCUCAUUCUCGGAAGCAGAGGAGCAGUGCAUUAAGCUGGGCGCCCAACUAGCCACCACUGGGCAGCUCUACCUGGCCUGGCAGACGGGCAUGGACGUGUGCAGCGCGGGCUGGCUGGCUGACCGAAGUGUCCGCUACCCCAUCUCUAUAGCCAGGCCAAACUGCGGGGGCAACCUGGUGGGUGUCCGAACCAUCUACCGCUACCUGAACCAGACUGGCUAUCCCUACCCAGACUCCCGCUAUGAGGCCAUCUGCUACCAAGAUGAACCAGUGGAAGCUGUCACCGCGGCGACAGACGGAUACCAGGCUACGGAAGCAGAGGAAGUGACCACAGAGUUUGGCAGUGGUCUGCUGACCGUUGAGACCUUCACUGAGGGCCCGGAGCUCUUCUUCACCCAGGUGACUUCGAAGGGGGAGCUCCAAGGAGAGGUGGUCACACUGGAGCCUGUCGACCUGACUGGUACUCCCACGGUGGAGCCCUUCACUGCCACUGAGGUCAUCGAGGGAUUCCCCCCCUCUGUCACCAUGGACUUCAUCUUUCCUGGAGACAACGUCACGGAUCUUCCCUUGUCUCCACCCCCUGGCAUCACCGAAGAGAUCCUGACCCCAGAGGCAGCUACGGCAGAACUCACCGGCACCCCAGGGUUCCUGGUGGAGGAGCUGAUCAGCAGGGUCACUGCCGCCCCUGAAAUCGCCUUUCCUUUGGUAACAGAAGGAGCCGAAAAUGCCACAGAUGUGCAGGAGGAAGGCAGCGCCCUGACCACAGAGCUGCCACCCACUCCCCUCCCCCUGACAGGUUUGGUGUUCCACUACAGGGCGAUGUCCAGCCGCUACUCUCUCACCUUUGCCCAGGCUCAGCAGGCAUGUCUGGAAAACGGUGCCGUCAUCGCCAGUCCGCAGCAUCUCCAGGCCGCUUACGAGAGUGGCUUCAACCAGUGCGACGCAGGCUGGCUCUCCGACCAGUCCGUCAGGUAUCCAAUCGUCACUCCACGAGACAACUGCUACGGUGAUAUGAACGGGUUCCCUGGUGUAAGGAACUAUGGUGUGCGUCCAGCCAGCGAGCAAUACGACGUGUACUGUUACAUCGACAAGCUCAGGGGUGAGGUUUUCCACGCAAGCUCAGUCGAGCGCUUCACGCUUGAAGAGGCCUUGUCAUAUUGCCUUGACCGGAACGCGACCCUCGCCACCAGUGGAGAGCUGUACGCCGCGUGGAAGCAGGGUCUGGACAAGUGCCGCGCAGGUUGGCUGCUUGACGGCAGCGUGCGGUAUCCCAUCACCACCCCCAGGCCCCUCUGUGGUGGGGGGAAAACUGGCGUUAUCACCGUCUACCGGUUCCCCAACCAAACAGGCUACCCUGAGUCACAGUCCAAGUAUGACGCCUACUGCUUCCGAGCCGCUGAGGAGGAAGCUGUAACUGCAUUCCCAGAGUUGGAGAAGGUGACCAGACUGACCCUUGAGGUGGAGCCACCACUCACCCCCACAGGGCUGGGGGAGUACCCUGUCACUGGCAUGCCCCCUUAUGAAGAUGAGCUAUUCACAGGCACAGAGGACAUGUUGCAGACAGUGAACGUCACGGCCAUUCCCUUGAUCACUGUCCCACCCGAGGACAUCAGUGGCUCUGCGUCCAGCGGGCUGCCAUCUGGAGGAAGCGCCAUUUCUUCAGGAGAUGAAUCAGGAGUCAUAUCUGGAGACAUAUCUGGAGACAUCUCAGGGGACGCCAGUGGCAGUGGAAUUCCAGAAGUUAGCGGGGAGGUCUCUGGAUUUUCAGGCACCAGUGGAUUGACCUCUGGGACCAGCGGUGAGGGGUCAGCUAUAGAUGUGACCCUGAUUGACUCUGAACAAUUUCAGUCUGGCCAGGGAUCCGGUGACUUCCAGGAAGCUGGACGGGAGAUUUCAGGAGAAACAUCUGGAUUCCCAUAUAUCAGCGGGCAAGGAUCAGGAGACUUAAGUGGGUUCCCUUCCGGGUUCCCUUCAGGGUUCCCUAGUGGGGACUUUUCUGGUAUCAACGGACUCUCGUCAGGGAUUCCAGACAUCAGCGGGUCCGGAGUGACAUUCAUUGAAGGAGGUUUUGUUGAGGUGAUACCCACACCACAGGUUGAGGAAGAAGCAGGAGCGGGAAGCCUGGAAGAAAGUGGCAUUUCAUCUGGUGAUGCCAGUGCAGAAUACAGUGGUCUGCCCUCUGGAAUUUAUGAUGCCAGUGCAGACUAUUCUGGGUUCCCUUCUGGGUUUCCAGACAUGAGUGGCGACAUUUCUGGAACCAGCGGACUUCCUUCUGGCUUUUCAGGUACCAGUGGGUAUUCAUCAGGUAUCAUCAUUUUGGAUGGAGAUUGGACUGAGAUUGAGACCAAGAUUCCAAAAAUCGAGAUUGAAGCAAGAGAAGAUGUGGAGGCCAGCGGUUUGCCUUCUGGAGAAUUUUCUGGAAUUUCUGGAAUAAGUGGGCUUCCAUUGGACACAAGUGGAGACGUGUCAGGUUUCCUGGACUUAAGUGGUGAGGGUUCAGGAAUACCAGACAUAAGUGGACUUUCAUCUGGAAUCCCGGAUUUUAGUGGUUUCACUUCCGGAAUUACAGAUCUUAGUGGACUUUCUUCUGGAUUCCCUGAAAUUACUAUGGUAGAUCCCGGAUUGGUGGAAUUAGUUCCCUCAACUACCAGCGUGGAGCAGGAGCUGGGUGGUGGGCCGUCCGUGCUUCUGGAAUUCAGUGGUCUGUCAUCUGGGGAUGUUUCAGGAGACUUUUCCGGAUUACCCUCUGGUAUAAGCGGGGACGUAUCUGGGAUGAUGAGUGGACUUCAUUCAGGGGAUCUGGACUUCAGCGGCUUACCCAGUGGAUUCCCCUCCGGAAUACCAGACAUCAGCGGAUUUGAAUCUGGAUUCCCAGAUGUGACCCUUGUAGACUCCAGCCUUGUCAAAGUGACAGAAAAGCCAGACGUUGAGCAAGAACUGGGAGAGGGUCCUUCUGGAUUUCUGGAUUUCGGAUCCGGAGAGCCAAGCGGGUUCUCUGGACUUCCAGAUAUCAGUGGAGCAUCAGGAAUCCCAGAUAUCAGUGGCCUUCCUUCCGGGGAGGUUUCAGGAAUCUCUGCCAGUGGAGAUGUAUCAGGGUUCACAGACAUCACCUUCCUUAUCCCGGAGGAGGUGAUAGAAGUGGCACCCAAGCCAACGGUAUCCCAGGAGCUGGGCAAGGGGCCCCUGGAAGCAAGUGGAGAAUCAUCUGGGAUACCUCUAGCAAGUGGGGAGCCAUCAGGAGCCCCAGACAUUAGUGGAGAAGUUUCUGGAAUAGCUUCCAGAGAUUUACCUGCAGUAAUUCUGAGCUCAGGCUCCUCAGACCAGCAACUUACAAGCAGUACUGGUGGUCCACAGGAGACACUCUCAGAAACAGAACAGGCCAUUCCUGAAGUACUCGUCACUCCACCUGCACCCAUUGCACUGACCACUGCCCCGGCAGUGAUAUCCAUAGAGACACCAUCAGUUCUAGAGGAGACAGUCUUGGAAGAUAUUCCCGACCCCUGUGUUCCAAAUCCGUGUGGCACAGGAACAUGUGCAGCUCAAGACGGGAUCGCAUUCUGCCGGUGCCCGCCAGGACUGACCGGAGACGACUGCCAGAUGGACAUUGAUGAGUGCUACUCGGGCCCCUGCGUGAAUGGAGCUUCCUGCAUCGAUGGCAUCGACUCUUACAAAUGCUUAUGCCUUCCCAGCUACGGAGGGGACCGCUGUGAGAAGGACUUGGAGACCUGUGAGGAAGGCUGGAUGAAGUUCCAGGGAAACUGCUACCGCCACUUCCCUGAGCGGGAGACCUGGGUGGAUGCAGAGCGCCGGUGCAGAGAGAUCAGCUCCCAUCUAGUGAGCAUCAUGACCCCUGAGGAGCAGGACUAUGUGAACAACAACGCGCAGGACUACCAGUGGAUUGGACUGAAUGACAGGACGCUGGAACACGACUUUCGCUGGUCCGACGGACACCCCCUGCAAUAUGAGAACUGGAGGCCUAACCAACCGGAUAACUACUUCAGUGCCGGAGAGGAUUGUGUGGUGAUGAUCUGGCAUGAGAACGGGCAGUGGAACGAUGUGCCCUGCAACUACCACCUUCCCUUCACGUGCAAGAAGGGCACCAUGUCUUGUGGAUCCCCUCCACUGGUAGAAAACGCCAGAAUGUUUGGAAAGAGGAGAGACCGUUACGAAGUGAACUCAAUAAUCCGGUACCAGUGCAACCACGGGUUUACACAGCGCCACCUGCCUGUGAUCCGCUGCAAGGCAGAUGGAGAGUGGGAGCAGCCUCGCGUGGAGUGUAUAGAGACCACCGUCUACAGCCGCAGACUGCACAAGAGAUCCAACAGGAGUCGAUUGAGACAAGCCGGCAGAUCUUGGGGAAAACUCAGAUAAAAAGGGAAAGGGGAGAUUUAUAAAGAAGAAAGAUUUUUAAAAAGAUAAUUAUUUUAAAGAACAUUUAUAUAAAAAAAGAGAGUCAUUUUUCUGUCUGAAAAAAAAAUAGAUUAUAAAAUAAGAACCACCCAUCUUGUAUAUACAAACACCAAAGCAAGCUAGGCUUGAAUCUGUAGAGUCCAUGUGGCUAAUAAUGUAUUGGUUUCCAAGUCUCACUCGGUGCCUGUUAUUCUGGGGGGUGGGGUAGGGGGUGUAAGAUAACAAGAUUUUAAUUUCUUUUUUUAUGUUGUGCCAAACACAUUGUAAUAUUUGUAUUAUUAUUUGUACUCUUAUUUCUUAUUAUUUUAAAGACAUCAGACCAAGCAGUGUAUUUGUAAGGACUUUAACCAAUCAGCGAGCUGGGAUAUGGACCGUAUUUUCAGGCAAUCUGCAAGGGCAACCCAGAGGCCCCAUCCCCAGCCAUAUUGAAAUGUGCCCCUGACAGUGCAGAUGAAAACAUCAGUACUUGUAAUUAAAAUAGCUCUGAUUUCCAGAGGCUUCAAAGCAAUUAUAGCAAGUUUACUCAAGAAUGAUAAGAAAUAUUUUACCCAGAGUGGUUAGUAUGAUUUACAAAUUCCCAUCCCAAAGCUCCCACAAAAGCCCAAGAUUCUCAGUUCUUCAGUUCUGACAGUGUAGGCAUAGUCAGCAACCUGGUAAUAAUUGUAGUAUAAGAGGAUCUUAGAGCCAGCAUAUACAGUACACCAAACUCACUGUACUGUAGGGAUCUGAGAGCCAGCACAUUCAGUACAUAGGAGGGAACUCAGUACUGUGGAUCAGAGAGCAGCACAUUCAAUACAGAGCACACAUGGGUUUACAUUCCACUGACAAUUCUUGGUAUUUCUAGACAGGUAGGUCUAUCAAAUGUGAAUCUAGACUUAUUUAUUGAACCUUGUUGCAGUAGCUCCAGUCCUGAACUGGCGCAGCAUCCUGCAGUUUGGUCAGCCUGGCACACUCCACUAUGGGUGAGGGGCUGGGGGGGGGGGCAAGCUCCACACAUUUUCUCCUGCCAGUUCUAGUCUGUUCUUCCCCAGAGACCGUGCAGUGCAUGGCGUCUCUCCGAGGAUCGUUUCUGUAGUGAAAAUCUGCCCUAAGCAACUGUCCAAAGUUUUUUUUUUUUUUUUUUUGUGGUUUGCUCAAAAAAACCUCUCCUCAUCUCUUUAAAAACACUCCGAACUGUACAGAAUGGAUCAGUUCAAUAACUGAGUUCAAAACUCAUUUUUCUCAUUUUGAACGUGCGUUGUUUAAGGUAGAGAACGCUGCACACAAGGUGGCGCAACCCACAAUUGGGUGACCUAUUUUAAACAGUUUAGUACGUAGGGUUGUAUAUCAAAUCAUUUCCUUUUUCAAUCAUGGUUUAAAUGUUUCAGUGUGAAGGGGGGACCAACAUCCAGAUUGGCUCGUUUCUGGAGGAGUAUUUUAUAGCUGCGCACUGAGGCAAAAUGACACCAGAGUGAGAAGGAAACCAAACCAGAGGUGGUCCGGACAACAGCAGCUGCAAUCUACAUGUAUUAACAUUCCUGACAAGGGGUUGCUACCGUAUGAAGCAUCCCUGCCUGAAAUCCCACAGCCCUCACAAGGCUACAGUGCUGUAUGUAGAUGCAGUAUUUUAUUCAAAUGAAUGAACUAUAAACAAGAAUGCUAAAACUAGACAGUCAGCAUGAUUUUCUAUAUUCAAAGAGAAAAAAAACUGGACACAGUUGCUUUUAAAGAACAAAGUUGUGUGGUUGUUUUGUUUUUUUGUUUUUUUUUUAAAUGCCAGUGAUAUCCAACAGCACUCUGCAGCAUGCAAAUGUAUCCCAGACUUAAAAAGAACAAGAAAUGAUUAUUUUUGAAUUCUUUGUAUUUGCUCAGACAUCAUGGAGAAUACAAAAUAAAACUAUCUAUAUUGUAUUAUUAGUGGGACUGGGGCUCUGUGUGUGUGUGUGCGUGAGUUUGUAAUGCAGGCUGUGUGUGUGUGUGCAUGUGCCUGUGUCUGUGUGAGACACCCUGCUCGUGUCAAGCUGUUGUGUGCCUGCAUGCGUUUGCACACUUUAGUGUCUGUCUGCAUGCAAGUGUGCGAGAGAGCUACAAGGCUUUUUAUUUUAGGACUCACAGACCACAAAGGCUUCCAAUUUCAUGCGUUAGAAUUAAAAUUAGUUUUAUUCUUUUACCAGACUAAAUGGCUUAAAUGAAAACACGAGGACAAAUACAACUUUGAACAUGUAAUCAACAUGUAUUUCAAGCAAACAGUAUUAUUAGCUGUAAUUUCAGUUCAUAAAGUAAUUAUUGGCACGUAAUCAGCUUAAACCAAUCACAGAACAAGCAGGUUUUUGUUUUUUGGGUUUUUUUUGGGUGGGGGGGGGAGCGGAGGUUUAAUGGUGUGAGGUAGUUUUGAGUAAAUAUAAGGAUGUGUUUUGCGUAAUCAUCAUAAAACGACAGGCGUUUCUUUGUUCUGCACUGGGGAGAAGCAGACCUCAUCCCUGGACUCAAUGGAGUGUCUAUGAGAGGGCUUGCUGUUCUCAAACACACAACCUGCCUUAUUUUUCUGACAUUUCACCUUUCUAGCCCAGAGAUCCUCCUCACACCAAACACUCACCCGCUCUUCAUACUGUAUCAUUUACACAGGGGACCCCUAGUGGAUUCAGUGGUCAUUACAUGGAAGUCUUAUUUAUUAUUCUGGUGUGCUCCAUUUCUUAAAGGGGAUAACUGCAAGUAGCAGGUUGGCAUCAUGUUUAACAAGAGACCCAGUAGGUGUUUGAACCAAUCACAUCAGUUUCUUAACACAGCGCCCCACUGUGGCCGGGACUGAUCAGCGCAGGGUGGACGUGGCUUGCACUGAACGCAGUACUGUAUGUGCUUUAUUCUUUUACAAUAUUUAAAAAAAUAACCAAACUGAGUAUUAACAGCAUAAUCUAGCUUAAAAAAAAAAGAUGAUUACAUUUUACUUGCUGCUUUAUUUUCUCAUUUCGACGUGUGUGUGUAAAAUUAAUAAUAAUGAUAAUUCUCUUUGAGUUAUUGUUGGGUUAUUUUGAUCUUGUUUCUCUGUCCUGCCUCGCUUGUCAUCAAAACAAAUCCAAUAUUUUGCUAGUUUGAGUUUAUAGGUAGUUGUAAGAUUAAGUCAAGAAGGAUAUUAUUGUCUUUUAAAAUGUAUAUUUUCUUUAACAUUAUUUUUGAUGCAUUUUGUUUUAUUUUUGAUUCAUGUAUAUAUAUAUAUAUAUAUAUAUAUAUAUAUAUAUAUAUAUAUAUAUAUAUAUAUAUAUAUACUCGGAUUCCACCUGAAAUUUGGAUUGAUCCUGCGUGUACCAUAGAACACCAUUGCUAUAUUACUUGAACAUAUAGAUAUGUAACUGUAUACACUGUAUUUCUAGGGUUUCAAUUAUAUUUCUCGUUUUGAUGACAGCAUUUGGUAGCUUUCUUGUAGCACAGUUACAGUAGUUCUGUACAGUAGAAGGUCAUGUUUCUGUAAAGGAAUGUUGCUCUUUUGCUUUUAUCAAACUAUUUUCAUUAAACUGAAGGAGAUGUUG